Molecule: messenger RNA, 1950 nt
Organism: Ambispora gerdemannii
Lineage: Eukaryota; Fungi; Glomeromycota; Glomeromycetes; Archaeosporales; Ambisporaceae
Source: the annotation of a GenBank genome assembly
AUGGCAUUAUAUAACUUCAAACGUAUCCAGCCGGUCCCAGCGGCAAAUGACUUUCUGGACAUUGUCCUGUCAAGGACACAGCGAAAAACACCGACUGUCAUUCAUAAAAACUACAAGAUUGGAAGAAUACGACAAUUUUAUAUGCGUAAAGUUAAAUUUACGCAGGAUACCUUUGAAGAAAAGUUGAAAGCAAUGCUGGAAGAAUUUCCCAAACUCGAUGAUAUUCAUCCAUUUUACGCCGAUUUGAUGAAUGUAUUAUAUGACAAGGAUCAUUACAAACUUGCUUUGGGUCAGAUUAAUACAGCUCGUCAUUUGAUAGAUCAAGUUGCAAAAGAAUAUGUCCGAUUACUGAAAUUCGGCGAUUCAUUGUAUCGUUGCAAACAAUUGAAGAAAGCAGCGCUUGGCAGAAUGGCGACUAUCAUGAAACGUCAAAAAGAUAGUCUGGCAUACCUUGAACAAGUACGACAACAUUUAUCUCGUCUGCCCUCGAUUGAUCCUAAUACCCGGACUCUACUAGUCUGUGGUUACCCGAAUGUAGGAAAGUCUAGUUUCAUGAAUAAAGUGACGAGAGCCGAUGUUGAUGUUCAACCAUACGCGUUCACCACUAAAUCCUUAUUUGUCGGACAUAUGGAUUAUAAAUAUCUUAGAUGGCAGGUUAUUGAUACUCCUGGUAUUUUGGAUCAUCCAUUGGAGCAAAUGAAUACCAUAGAAAUGCAAUCUGUUACUGCACUCGCGCAUUUACGUGCUUGUAUUUUGUUUUUUAUGGAUCUGUCGGAACAUUGUGGAUAUAGUGUCGAAGACCAAAUAAAACUCUAUCAUAAUAUCAAGCCUCUGUUCACCAAUAAACCCACCUUUAUUAUCAUAAAUAAAAUCGAUAUUGUACGUCCUGAAGAUUUGCCUGUUGAGCAGCAAGACAUGCUAAAAGAAAUUGCGGAAAAAGAUGGUGCGCAAAUUAUCCAGUUGAGUUGUUUUACUGACGAGGGUGUGAUGGAUGCUCGAAAUACUGCAUGUGAAAAAUUGUUGACUGCUCGUGUGGAGGUUAAAUUGAAGGGUCAAAAGAUAAAUGACGUCAUUAAUAAACUCCAUCUUGCUGAACCUCAAGCGAGAGAUAAUGUCGCACGUCCACCAAUCAUUCCUGAAGAGGUUAAAGGACGUUCAUUAUUCAACCUUAAUGAUCCAAAUAGACGGAAAUUAGAAAGAGAUUUAGAAGCCGAGAAUGGUGGACCGGGUGUAUAUAGCGUAGACCUUAAUAAAUUAUAUAUAUUCAAGGACCCCGAAUGGAGAUAUGACUCAAUACCAGAAAUUAUCGAUGGUAGAAAUGUCGCAGAUUUUAUUGAUCCUGAUAUUCAAGAAAAAUUGGAUCUUCUUGAACGGGAAGAAGAAAGAUUAGAGACCGAAGGAUUUUAUGACUCGACUGAAGAAAUUGUUGAUUCGGAAGAUGAGGCAUUAAGGGACUUGGCCACUGAGAUACGAGAGAAGAAGAAAUUUAUCAUUCAAGCACAUAGGUCUAAAAAAAUGAUGAAAAAUCGUCCAAUUUUGCCGAGAACUGUAAAGACCAAAUCUAAUAAAUUUUUUAAUCUUAGUCUAUGGAGGAAAUGGAAAAAACAAUUGGGCAAACUCGGACUUGAUACGAGUGCAGUGCGUGCUCGUAGUCUAACACGUAAAAGAAAACGAAACGAUAAUGACGGCGACGACUCCGAGCAAAUGGAUAUUGAUCUUCCUCCCAAUGUCCUUAAGAGUAGAAGACUUGGUGUGUCUGUUUCCCGUGAUCGAAGCGUUGCAGGAUUGGCUGUUGGACAACAAAAACAAACAACAAAAUAUCGGAAAUUUGCACAACGCCGUCCAAAUCAAUUUGCUAAAGCUGGCGAAGCUGAUCGAAGUAUUCAAGUGAAACGGCCAAAGCACUUGUUUAGUAAAAAGAGUGGUAUCGGAAAGAGAGAUUGGCGAUAA